AAAAUAUCGCCCAUCACCAUCAAGCUCGCGAACACUAAUAAUAAUCCUCAUCGUUCAAUACAUUCUGGUGCGAGCUCAAAUUCAUCUAUAUUUUCACGCACCAGAAAACACAGCAGCCAUGGGAACUCUUAUCCGCAGCCCACACCUCAACAGCAGCGCUCUUUGUUUCAAAUGCCUAAACUCAUUCACCCGCUCUAGAAAUGUUCUGCGCUUAAAUCCGGCGAAACCUAUGAAUGGAUUCAGGGGAUUUGAGAGAAUAGUUUGUUCGGCCGUUGAAGACGCUCCCAACAAGCAGCGCGAAAUCAAUGGCGGCAAUUUAAAUGGAGCUGGCCCCGCUGUUGAAGACAAACUCGAUACGAGUGAUGAGGUGUUAGAAAAUCCUUUCCUGAACAAUGACUCAGAUGACGGAGGAAAUUCUAUUUAUAAUUUUCUCUAUCCGAGUAAAGAGCUCCUCCCGGAUGACAAAGAAAUGAGUAUAUAUGACCAUUUAGAAGAGUUGAGAGAGAGAAUCUUUGUGUCGGUUUUGGCCGUAGGAGCUGCUAUGGUUGGUUGUUUUGCAUUUUCUAAGGAGCUCAUCAUGUUUCUUGAAGCUCCAGUUAAAGCGCAAGGGGUCCGUUUUUUGCAGUUAGCCCCUGGAGAAUUUUUCUUCACGACCCUUAAGGUAUCAGGAUAUUGUGGGCUUCUGUUAGGAAGCCCCGUAAUUCUGUAUGAGAUCAUAGCAUUUAUUCUUCCAGGGUUAACAAAGGCAGAAAGAAGAUUCCUGGGGCCGAUCGUCCUUGGGUCCUCGAUCCUUUUCUAUGCUGGCAUCACAUUCUCUUACUAUGUUCUUACGCCGGCAGCAUUGAAUUUCUUUGUUAGCUAUGCGGAAGGGGUAGUUGAAUCAUUGUGGUCCAUUGAUCAAUACUUCGAGUUUGUCCUUGUCCUCAUGUUAAGUACCGGGUUGUCUUUCCAGGUCCCAGUAAUACAGCUUCUUCUUGGACAACUUGGGUUAGUCUCGUCUGACCAAAUGUUGUCUAUAUGGAGAUAUGUGGUGGUUGGCUCAGUAAUAGCGGCUGCUAUACUCACCCCCUCGACCGACCCUCUUACUCAAAUGCUCCUCGCGGGCCCGCUCAUGGGCCUCUAUUUGGGUGGUGCCUCAAUGGUUAAGGCUUUAGGCCGGUGAUUUUGUUUUAUGUUUUUUCAAGUCAUGACUGCGUACAACCAUUUAGUAUGUGUUUGAAUCAGAAUUGUAUAUGUGUAUCACCUUUAUUAUCUUGCUCAUUACUAUGACUUUGGAUAUGUGUAUCACCUUUUGGAUAUAAUAAUACGUAUUUCGAUUACAUUGCGAGAGUUGCAAGCACACCUCAACUUUGAUCAAUU
Striga asiatica is the source of this 1359-nucleotide messenger RNA. NCBI's taxonomy places the organism in Eukaryota, Viridiplantae, Streptophyta, Magnoliopsida, Lamiales, Orobanchaceae. The record is from the annotation of a GenBank genome assembly.